UUCUUUUUUUUUUUUUAUUCCUUUUUGAAAAAUGCUACAUCAUACUCAUUCCCCUUUAUCAUUGUCAACUUCAACAACCAGUUCAACAAGUUCAUCCACCAUAUCCAUUACUAGCACUAAAAAAUCAACAUCCUCAACAAAUCGACAACUUCCUUCUGUACUAAUAGAUUUUAUUGCCAUUACAUUGUGUGAUCUACUUCCUAUUAAAUCAAGUUUAAGAGAUACUCCAUCCUUGCCCUUCAUUCGAGGUAGACCUUUACCUGAACUAGUCUACUUUAUUCAAAAAAUCACUUUUACUGCGGGCAUCAAUGUACGAACUGCUUUAGUAGCUUUGAUCUAUCUUCAUCGUGUUAAAUCUUCUUUACCAAUCUAUGCUGUUGGAAGUCAUGAUACAAGCCAUAGAUUAUUAUUAGGUUCACUUUUGAUUGCAUCCAAAUUUUUACAAGGUAGUACUUGGACCAAAACAACAUUGACAAAUCAUCAGUUGUAUGAUUUAUGUGAUGGAUUAUUCCAACCUCAAGAAAUUGAUCAAAUGGAACGGGCUUUUUUGAAACUGAUUCAAUAUCAAUGUUGGGUGGAUGAUAAAGAUGUCAAUGAUUUUGUCUUGUCUCAUCGUGUGGAUUUUGGUCUAUAAUUUCCUUAUUGGUUCAAACUUUGUCCUUCCUUUUUUUUAUUAUAUAGUUUAAUUUUAUGAUACCCAUUUGUUCAUUCGUUGUUUAUUUGUAUAUCAUUCCUUUUUUUUCACACCAAGUCUUCUAUUUAUUCAUAUGUUUUCAUUUCAUCACUUUUUAUUUUUAUUUUUUUUACUUCCAUUCUUAUAAUCUCUUUUGGAUCAUCAUCAUUAUCUUCAUGGUUUCAUUUUUUUUUUUUUUUUGUUAUUC
Molecule: messenger RNA, 881 nt
Organism: Halteromyces radiatus
Lineage: Eukaryota; Fungi; Mucoromycota; Mucoromycetes; Mucorales; Cunninghamellaceae
Product: cyclin domain-containing protein
Exons: 3
Biological process (GO): regulation of cyclin-dependent protein serine/threonine kinase activity
Cellular component (GO): cyclin-dependent protein kinase holoenzyme complex; nucleus
Molecular function (GO): protein kinase binding; cyclin-dependent protein serine/threonine kinase regulator activity
Source: RefSeq, a predicted model, not a curated record